GAGUGGAUUUUUAGUUUCAAUUUUUGAGUCGAAUUUAAUUAAUUAAAAAUGCAAUCAGUCGUGACAUUUGAAAAACCGUUACCCCACUUGAGUUUGCCGGACUGGGACGCUCGGUUGUAUGAUUUGCAGGUUACCUCAGAUACCAGAAGAGCUGAUGCCUUCGAUCUUCGCUACAGCUCUCACCAGCUCCGCAAUGAGACCAAGAUCAAGACCAAUUGGGACAGCUAUCACAACAACAAUCGUCUCAGAGCCAG
Messenger RNA from Ostrinia furnacalis (Asian corn borer), 254 nucleotides. RefSeq names its product tektin-2-like. The transcript has 2 exons. The record is from RefSeq and is a predicted model, not a curated record. The annotation marks the transcript as partial. NCBI's taxonomy places the organism in Eukaryota, Metazoa, Arthropoda, Insecta, Lepidoptera, Crambidae.